AUCAAUGCUGAGUGGUUAACUUGGGCAGUCAAUCACCGACCAACCUCACAAAUUGUGAAGUUUCUUGGAGUAUCUGUUCCCACAGUUGCAAAGGCCAUGAUAGAGUAUGGAAUUCGUUCCCCAAUGGAAGCACCCAUUCUGCGAACAGUCUCUCCUGAACACCCAGGAGUUGUCACAUAUAGUCAAAUUCACUCAUACACAACACCUGUCUCCCAAUGGACAGAUGAAGAACUAGAACAUGAGAUCCAGCUCCUUCGACAGCAUUUUCCAAAUUCAGGCAUCACAAUGCUUCAUGGACACUUUCGCCAGAGAGGGGAGAAUGUACCACGAGAACGGAUCCGCCAGGCUCUAAACAGAAUAUCCCCUGUCCAUCGUCCUUUUCGCCAUCCUCGUCUUAGACGCCGGAAAUAUCAGGUUCCAGGGCCUAAUUACCUGUGGCACCAUGAUGGCCAGCAUGGUAAGCAUUCCUACUUGCUUGAUUGCAAGGAUGUGCAUAAUACUAGGAUUGAACGCAUAUGGUAUGAUUGGACAACACAGGCAGGGUCAUGGUGGGUCAACUUUUUUGUACUUUUGGAAGAAAGAGGAGGCCUGGAUGUCGACCAGCCAAACCACCUUUGGCUGCUCCACAAACUCUUUCUAAAUGCCCUCAAUGCACAUAUUGGGGAAUUUGUGCAAAUGUGGAACCACCACAUUAUCUCAAUCCAAGGAGCACGAGGCAGAAGCCCUAUUGAUAUGUUUGGAUUUGAUAUGCUGGUCAGAGGGAUACGGGGGAACAUGAUAUGGGAAGAGGAUAUGGUGAGGGUGGAAUAUGAUGCCAUUGAUAGGGAAAGGCUUCAGGGUGAUGUGUUAAGCAGUGAAGAUCUGGCACAUUAUGAUGGUGAUGUUCAAGAUGAAGCCUUACAGGUCUGUGUCAUGCACAUUUGA
Messenger RNA from Cantharellus anzutake, 924 nucleotides. RefSeq lists its product as uncharacterized. The annotation marks the transcript as partial. The transcript has 2 exons. NCBI's taxonomy places the organism in Eukaryota, Fungi, Basidiomycota, Agaricomycetes, Cantharellales, Hydnaceae. The record is from RefSeq and is a predicted model, not a curated record.